AUGAAGCAAAAGAUUGUUAUUCAGUUGAGCAUAUCGUGCGACAAACACCGGUCCAAAGCACUGACGCUGGCCUCCAGAGCAGCCGGGGUGACGUCGAUGGCGAUAACCGGCGCCGCAAGGGACCAGCUGGAGGUGGUCAGCGACGGCGUCGACCCGGUGUGCCUCGUCAGCUGCCUCCGCAAGAAGCUCGGCCACACCCACGUCAUCAAGGUCGAGGAAGUGAAGAAGCCGGAGGAGAAGAAGAAGGAUGAACCGAAGCCGGCCAUGCCCGUGCCCGUGUACCCGCCGGCGUACUACUACCAGCCCAGCUACUACCACCACCAGUACCAGCCGCCGCACAUGGUCGUCUGCGAGGAACAGCCCAACAACUGGCGGACCAUGUAA
Molecule: messenger RNA, 384 nt
Organism: Triticum turgidum subsp. durum (durum wheat)
Lineage: Eukaryota; Viridiplantae; Streptophyta; Magnoliopsida; Poales; Poaceae
Source: the annotation of a GenBank genome assembly